This is a messenger RNA of Letharia columbiana, 1650 nucleotides long. RefSeq lists its product as uncharacterized. Bases 1 to 1650 code for a protein of 549 amino acids. Lineage: Eukaryota; Fungi; Ascomycota; Lecanoromycetes; Lecanorales; Parmeliaceae. The transcript is spliced from 4 exons. The record is from RefSeq and is a predicted model, not a curated record.
AUGGAAAGAAUUCGCAAACUUGAUGACAUAGACGUUGCUCAGGUCCAGACACCAUCAGCCAAACGUGCCCGUAGCUUAUCUAUUGAGCAACAACACGAGCAAGGUCGGCUGCCCGUGCAUUACGAGUCAGGCUCACCUCCAGCCUCAUCCACCACCUCAGGAGAAACUUGCGACUCCCCUCGCAUAUUAACUGAGGCUGUAGGCAAGGACUCCGACAGUGAGAUCAAGCAUCAAAGUGCCAGCCGUCACGUCUCGAGCGGUAUCCAAACAUCUGACUCUCCUGCCAACGAUCACCUUCCUUCUCUGGAAUCUCACUUUCCCCGAGGUAUCGCAAAGCAUACCUUUCCCGAUAGCUACGACGUUCCUUCGCCUCAAGCUGACCAUCCAAGUGGCAUCGAAGGAGAUCCUUUUCCUGACAGCUACGAUAUCCCUCCCUCGCCCGUUCAUGUUCCCAGUAGGAUUGAAAGAGCUCAACUCCCUAGCCUCUACGACACCUCUUCACCACCAGUCCAUAUCUCUAAGGGUCUCGAAGGAGUUCACUCUCCAAACAGCUACAAUCUUCCUUCCUCACCACCAAACUUAGACUUCAGCUCGACUCUGAAGGAAUCGUCACCUGGCAUGACUCCGGAGCAGGCACAGAAAGAGUUCGAGAAGCAACACCACUUUUACAAUGAUCCAGACGCAAGGACACGUGGCGCUGCCAUUAUAGAUCUAGCUCGUGCAAUCCUCGGCCGCUCAAGAGGCUCACCGACUGCAAAGGAAAAGGUCCCUGCGCUGCAGGCAAUUGCCAAAAAAUAUUCCAUCCUUGGUGAGAACGACUUCGCUUGCAAGCUCCUUGGUAUCCUUCUUGAUGAGGCCCGCAUGGUGCCCAAUCCUGAGAUUGCGCCAGGGCAAGCUCUAGCAGUCGACGAUUUCAUGCCAGAUCCCAAAGCUUGGAGCCAAGAUCUCCUGGGUCGUCGGACAAAAGCGAAGUUUCGCGAAAGUUCAGUUCCUCAAGCUGUUGCGGCUGAAGGAUCGUUCGAGAAGAUCUACGACAGUUUGCCCAGAUUGCAAAACCCAGAGCCAGACCUCAUUUAUGGUCUUACUGUCUUCGACAGGACCGUAUCUAAACCUCUCACCAAACAAAUCCAUCAUCCCUUCCUAGCGGGCGAAGUCAAGACCAAGGAUCGACCUAUUGCUGAAGCAGAAGUCCAGUGCCAGCGCACUGGUAGUGCCAUCGUAUCCUACACAGCCGACUGGAAUGAUGAAGCCAGGGGCAAGCCGCGUUCGGGGCCCUUCACCAGUCUACCACAAGUCGAUGUCGACAAGGACAACUCCGAUCCAGACCCUGACUCUAUCUGCUUUACCGUGGCUAUUGCGCCAAAUUCCUGCUUUAUGUUCGUCAACUGGCGGGAGCUCUGGAGCAAUGGCGCAGUGUACUGGCAUACGAGCGUUCUGGAUCAGUACUCACUGCAACACGGGCUGGACGCGACCACUGAAAGGUUUCAGCGAGACAUCAGCAACAUUGUCGAUUGGGGCCUAGGCGAGCGUGCAACUAAGAUAUACGGACAAGCGCGAGCAAUGGCGAAGAGAAAGACGGGAAGAGAUGAUGACUUGCCGGUUAUAGAACCAAAGCAGCAACGAAUACGGCCCUCGGAUGAUUCAGACUGA